UGAAAGUUGACAACCCUAAUCAGCUGCCUGGCAAUUCGGGCUAAAAUUCUUGGAAUUCAAUACGUGGCUCCGUUUUAUCUCGCACAAAUUGGAGAAGUAAUGUCUGCUGAUCGGUAGCCGUCGAACCUGUUCAGAUACACAACCCAAUAAAUAGCCAUAAGAUGUUCACCUGUCUGUGCCAGAUUUUUUUCUAUCUGGUUUCCACUGUUGCAGUCGCCGCGCUGUCGAUCGUAGCUGUGGUGCUCUACAAGACCAAACCCUACCCCAACAUCAGGCGGCUCAAGGAUGAGGAGACCUUCCUCGAUCCAAACAGCAUCGAAACAGUCACUUUUCCCAGUCUCGAGGAUUCUCCAAGUUUGGAUCUCAGUGUCAUUGUACCAGCUUACAAUGAGGAGCAGCGAUUACCGGCAAUGCUUGACGAGUGUUUGGCCUUCUUGGAACAGAAAUCUGGAGGCAGUCCCACCUUUUCGUACGAGGUGAUCGUGGUGAGUGACGGCAGUCAGGAUGCCACAGUCAAAGUGGCCUUGGGCUACUCGAAGAAGCACGGAGCUGAAAAGGUUCGGGUCCUGGAACUCAUCGAAAAUCGGGGGAAAGGAGGAGCUGUUCGGAUGGGCAUGCUCAGUGCGCGGGGUCGUUAUCUGCUGUUCGCCGAUGCUGAUGGAGCUACAAAGUUCCCCGACUAUGAUAAGCUGGAAGUGGCCUUAAAGCAACUAGCUGCGGAGUGGCGAGACGAUGGCAUUGCGAUUGGAUCGAGGGCACAUCUGGAAAACGAUGCGAUUGCCACGAGAAGUUUGUUUAGAACCAUUUUGAUGCACGGCUUCCAUUUCCUUGUCUGGCUUUUUGCCGUGCGAUCUAUUCGCGACACCCAGUGUGGCUUUAAGUUAUUUACUCGAACUACGGCCAGAAAACUCUUCACUAGUCUUCAUGUCGAGCGGUGGGCCUUCGAUGUGGAGCUGCUUUACCUUGCCGAGAAAUUGAAGCUGCCCAUGUCCGAGGUUGCCGUUCGCUGGACGGAGAUCGAUGGCUCGAAAUUGACACCGUUUUGGUCAUGGCUGCAGAUGGGCAGGGAUUUGUUCAUGAUCUGGCUGCGUUAUCUGGUCGGUGCCUGGCGUAUUGCGUCCAUACAGAAAAAAGAAAACUGAAUUGGACGUGGAAGGGCUCUUAUUCCCAAUACUAACUAGCAUUUUGUGUCGAAACUGCUUCGCUGUCCUGCAUUACCAAAACACUUUUAACUUUAAACUAUAUUUUUGUAGGUCUCUUAAAGUGUAAAGAAUACUAACUAGUUAAGUACUUAAGUACAGUAUUUUUCAAAUAAAAAGAAAAUUUGGAAAACAAA
Molecule: messenger RNA, 1336 nt
Organism: Drosophila ficusphila
Lineage: Eukaryota; Metazoa; Arthropoda; Insecta; Diptera; Drosophilidae
Gene: wol
Product: dolichyl-phosphate beta-glucosyltransferase
Exons: 4
Coding region: 162-1142 (326 amino acids)
Cellular component (GO): endoplasmic reticulum membrane
Source: RefSeq, a predicted model, not a curated record